AUGCCACCGAGGCGCAAGCAGAUUGAGGUUUCCACCACAGCAGACAUCAUUGUCUCCUACGUCGGCAAAAAGUCAAUCCUUUGGGAGCCUGCCGAAACAGAUAGUAGGCAAAGUGCCGAGAAACCAACCACUGAUCCCACCAACCAAGAAGAGCAGAAAAGGGCCUAUGGCGCCUUCGUCAGGAGCGAGAUCGAAAGGCUGUCCAGCCCCGCCGCCGGAAAGCCUGCUAGCAAUAAACUUUGUGGACGGAUCCAACAGAGAAGGGACCUUGUUGCUCUCCUGGCGGUGGUUUUUGACCCAACGUCAGACGUCAACCGUGUGCUCGGUAUACCUAGAGAUGGAUUCUCUAGAGAAGAGGAGCUCAAGUUGUCGGUCCACACUAGCUGCUCCCGACUGGGUAGCAUCAUAUCAGCCUGGGACAUGAGUGCAGGCGGCGCUGCUCGUGAUGGUACGAGAGAGGAGAACAAAGGAGAGGGCAGCGACCUUGAGGAUGACGAGCAAGAGGAACAGCAGGACGCGCCUAAGACGCUUACUUCCAAGUCAUCGAAGAACAAGUUGACUCGCGGCAAAAGCAGAAGGAAAAUGACCGGUAAAUCUACCGAGGCGAACCGCAGUCCAGCGGACCUUAGCGCGCAGCGCCAUGUUCCAACAUGGUACGGCAGUCGUUGUGUGCUUUCCGGCCUCAUCAAACCGGAGGGUGCACACAUUGUCCCAGCGAGGACUGUUCGUGAUACUGAUAUGGAUGUUAUCUGGGUGCUUUUGAAAACAUUCUGGCCCCUUCCACAGCUGGAGGGCCUGGGGAUGGUGUGGCUCCGGAACCUGGACAUCGAGGGAGGUUUAGAAGCCGGGUCCUGGGAUCACCGUGCCCUCGGAAGCAUCGCUGACUUUCGCCGAGGUAGUAUAAGUGAGUCUCAGUACCCAGUAGUCCAUCACGGAGAUGUUUACCUCCUGACAACAAUCGACUGCGAAACCCACCCCCUGCCAAGCCUCCGCCUUUUGCCUAUUCAAUAUGCAGCGCACAAGAUCACGGCCGGCAUACGGGCUGCUGGCGCUCUCCGAGUCAUCUUUAGCGAUAUCCCUCCAGACGACCCUGGGCCAGCCGGCUACGACGUCGAUGUGCCGGACGAGUGGCAGUCAUUGAUCGAGGCAUCUGUGGACGCUGGUGUGCUGGGACGACACGGAAGAAUGGCUUUGGGGCCGUGCUUUCACCCACCAUAA
Messenger RNA from Geosmithia morbida, 1218 nucleotides. RefSeq lists its product as uncharacterized. The record is from RefSeq and is a predicted model, not a curated record. NCBI's taxonomy places the organism in Eukaryota, Fungi, Ascomycota, Sordariomycetes, Hypocreales, Bionectriaceae. The transcript is spliced from 2 exons. Bases 1 to 1218 code for a protein of 405 amino acids.